GCGUAUUGCUUCCAUUCCAGGCUGCAGCUGACCAUGGAUGCAGGCCCAGUCUAUGCAGAUAUUGUGUUAUCUGAAGAUUCCUCAUCCAGAAGAAGCACACCUUUAGAUUUUGUUCCACGGGCAGAUCACCGAAUCUGUCCUCGCUGGCAUCGGACUGUGCUGUUGCUUGCCUGCGCUGGAAAUGUGCUAUGGAUGGUGGCUGUGAUACUGAUGGGGGUUUAUGGCCUGGGCCGCAAUUCCUCAACAGCGCUAAAGAGAAACCCAGAAAACCCUAAGAAAAUGACUGAAACACCCUUGUGCAUUUCAGACAUGCAUCAAUACAAUCAGGAUGAAAGCAAAACAAAUAGCCAAUCAAAAACAUUCAGAUCUUUCCUGAGAAAACAUUUGUGUGAGGCUGCAAAUGCAUCUCCAGAGAAUGGAUCCUGCAGGAUGUGCCCUGUGACAUGGCUUCUGCGUGAUGACAAAUGCUACUGGUUUUCUAAUACCAUCUGGACCUGGAACCAAAGCUACGGGGACUGUUUGGCAAGAAGAUCUCAGCUACUAGUGAUUUCUAAUACAGGAGAGCAGAAAUUCAUCCAGGAUGCAAUAACGUCUACAAAAAUAUGGAUUGGACUCAAAGUCAACCUGCCAGAGAAGAAGUGGAUGUGGAUCGACGGCUCUCCAUUAAACCACACGUUGUGA
Molecule: messenger RNA, 681 nt
Organism: Candoia aspera
Lineage: Eukaryota; Metazoa; Chordata; Lepidosauria; Squamata; Candoiidae
Product: killer cell lectin-like receptor subfamily B member 1B allele C
Exons: 5
Coding region: 34-681 (215 amino acids)
Biological process (GO): regulation of natural killer cell mediated cytotoxicity
Cellular component (GO): cell surface; plasma membrane
Molecular function (GO): signaling receptor activity
Source: RefSeq, a predicted model, not a curated record